Molecule: messenger RNA, 2383 nt
Organism: Copidosoma floridanum
Lineage: Eukaryota; Metazoa; Arthropoda; Insecta; Hymenoptera; Encyrtidae
Gene: ort
Product: glycine receptor ora transientless
Biological process (GO): monoatomic ion transmembrane transport
Cellular component (GO): membrane
Molecular function (GO): transmembrane signaling receptor activity; extracellular ligand-gated monoatomic ion channel activity
Source: RefSeq, a predicted model, not a curated record
UCUUCGAUGUAGUCCCGCUGCGAGAAGACGCUCGAGACGAUCCGAGUGCGCGCUAUUACUAAAGUUCACCGUCUGUCGUUGUUAAAUGAGAGUCGGGUGAUUUUUCCACAUGGUAAUGCGCUGAAAUCGGCAAGUCUGAAGAUGCGGGAGGGACUCAGCGGCGGCACUGUCGGCCUCCUUGUGCUACUUACUGUGGUCCUCCAGAUGGCCACUUUUGGCCAUGCACAGAAGCGUUUGGAAUUUUUAGAUUUGCUGCCGGAAGAUCCUAUGCUUUACGACAAAAUGCGACCACCGAAAAAAGACAACGCAGCUACCAUAGUGUACUUCCACGUUACUGUCAUGGGUCUCGACUCUAUCGACGAAAACGCAAUGACCUACACCGCGGACAUAUUUUUCGCGCAAACUUGGAAAGACAACAGGCUGCGACUUCCCGAGAACAUGACGUCCGAAUAUAGAUUGUUAGAAGUGGACUGGUUGAAGCAGAUGUGGAGACCAGAUUCGUUUUUCAAGAACGCCAAAUCGGUGACGUUCCAAACGAUGACGAUACCCAAUCACUACUUGUGGCUAUACAAGGACAAAACUAUUUUGUACAUGGUCAAGUUGACGCUGAAAUUAUCCUGUGCGAUGAAUUUUCUCAUCUACCCCCACGACACGCAAGAAUGUAAAUUACAAAUGGAAAGUCUGUCGCACACCACGGACGAGAUGAUCUUCCAGUGGGACCCGGACGUGCCUCUGGUGGUCGACGAGAGCAUCGAGUUGCCCCAAUCGGAGCUCAUCAAAAAUUACACGGCCGACUGCACGCAGGUUUAUUCCACCGGUAACUUUACCUGCCUGGAAGUCAUUUUCGUUCUAAAACGACGCUUGGGCUACUACCUGUUUCACACUUACGUGCCAACUUGCCUGAUUGUCAUCAUGUCGUGGGUGUCCUUCUGGAUAAAGCCAGAGGCAGCGCCGGCCCGAGUGACCCUUGGCGUGACGUCACUGCUGACUCUAUCGACGCAACACGCGAAGAGUCAAGCCUCGCUACCGCCCGUCUCCUACCUCAAAGCCGUGGACGCGUUCAUGUCAGUGUGCACGAUAUUCGUGUUCAUGGCGCUGAUGGAGUACUGCCUGGUCAACAUAGUCCUCAUCAUGGGGGAGACCAGUGAACCCCCGCCGAAGCCCCAACCCCAGCCACCUCCACCACCACCACCUGGACACGGACCGGAUCCCAAGCUCGACAAGAUCUUCGACAUCGCCAGCAAGGAAAACGCAAUGUUACUAUCCGGUCGGUCCCAAAAGUCGGCGAGCGUGCCACCACCGAAGCCGAAACCCAACAAAAUGGCCAUGGCCAAGAUACGGGCCGUCAACAUCGAUCGUGUCUCCCGAGUGCUGUUCCCGGCGCUCUUUGCCUGCCUGAACGUGUCCUACUGGAUCAUCUUCUGGAAGUACGUCUAAGGAGGCCACGCCGAAAUUUCGAGACUUGGUUCUGAUGAGGAUAAUGGAAGAAGGAGUAAAAAAAAAAAAACACGAGUGAAAAGGGUUUCGUGUUGGUUUUGUCGAUGGAUUACGAGCGUUAAUGUACAGGUAACGGAUUUCCAACCAACGAUGGAAUUUGUGAAAUCUCAAAUAGUAUAUAGAACAUGAAAAUAAAAGUGACUGUGGAAGACGAGAGCUUCCACGGACGUUGUAAGUUGAUUUAGAAUAUCUCUGAUUGAAGAACUGAUGGUGUAGGAGUGUACAAGAAAAACUGGAAUUAGCCAUCUGGUGUAAACUGAUGUUCGGAUUUUCGGGGUUCGGUUGAUUGUUAUCUUCGUUUUUCAACUCACGAUAUACGUACUUGUUACUCUCUAUUGGAUGUCGGAAAAACGAAGAGAUCCCCUGUGCCCCACUGAAUCCUUCAUCACGCGGUGUACAUAUUAAACAAACCACCUCCUUUGAGCAAAGGAAGAAAAAAAACAGUUAAAUCUAAAUAAAACGGUACUACAUCCCUUGAUGGAUUUUGUACCGAUAAGCACUGACGACUGGCCCCAAAGGCGCUGAUUUAUCUCGUUGUAUAACAAUGCCUAUAUCACACGAGCGCAGAACGACGGCGUUCAAAACGAUGUCGUGAAGUGUUGCUGUCCCUCUCUCUGGUCCCAGACAACAGUGUAUAAGAUUUUUUUUUUUUUUUUUUUUUACUAAUUAUUGAGUGUGAAAAUACGUUUGGACUUGACUCAGUUGUACAUAAAAGUCAUGAAAUUGUGAAGGGGGUUAUUAUGAAGAACAUAUUUUUUUAUUUAUGAUCAGUUUGACGAACAAUGGAAACAAUUUGAUAUUUUACCACAAAAAGUUGCGAAGGAGUUAGAAAAAUUUUUAAGUAGUGAAAAACAUUAUAUUUUCUUUGGUUGUGUAUCGGUACUAG